GCCAUGUCGCAAGGGAUCCUUUCUCCGCCGACGGGCUUACUGUCAGAUGAGGAUGUGGGUGUUUCCCCCGUGUUUGAGUCCACAGCUGCGGACUUGGGGUCCGUUGUUCGCAAGGCACUGCUAUCAGACUGCUCCAUCAUCUCCACUUCUCUCGAGGACAAGCAGCAGGUUCCGUCGGAAGACAGUACAGAGAAGGUCAAAGUUUACCUGAGGGUCAGGCCCUUGUUACCUUCCGAGUUGGAGCAACAAGAAGAUCAGGGUUGUGUUCGUAUCGAGGAUGUGGAGACCCUUGUUCUACAAGCCCCCAAGGACUCCUUUGCCCUGAAGAGCAAUGAGCGGGGAAUUGGCCCAGCCACACACAGGUUCACUUUUUCCCAGAUCUUUGGACCAGAAGUUGGACAGGCAUCCUUCUUCAACCUGACUGUAAAGGAGAUGGUAAAGGAUGUACUCAGAGGGCAGAACUGGCUCAUCUAUACUUACGGAGUCACCAACUCAGGAAAAACACACACGAUUCAAGGUACCAUCAAGGAUGGAGGAAUCCUGCCCCGAUCAUUGGCUCUGAUCUUCAGUAGCCUCCAAGGCCAACUUCAUCCCACGCCUGACCUGAAGCCCUUGCUCUCUCAUGAAGUCAUCUGGCUAGACAACAAGCAGAUCCGACAGGAAGAAAUUAAGAAGCUGUCAUUGAUAAAUGGAGGUCCCCUAGAGGAGGAGCUGUCCACCUCCUUAAAGAGGAGUGUCCACCCUGAAAGUCAGAUGGGUACCAGCAUCAGCUUGGACAGUGGCAUUGCUGGACUUUCUUCUACCAGUCAGCUUACCAGCAGUAGCCAAUUAGAUGAAACGAGUCACCGAUGGGCACAGCGAGACACUGCCCCUGUAAGUGUUCCAGCAGACAUUCGCUUCUCCAUAUGGGUCUCCUUUUUUGAGAUCUACAACGAAUUGCUCUAUGAUCUGUUAGAGCCACCUAACCAGCAGCGCAAAAGGCAGACUCUGCGGCUAUGUGAAGAUCAGAAUGGAAAUCCAUAUGUGAAAGAUCUUAAUUGGAUUCAUGUUCAAAAUGCCGAGGAGGCCUGGAAACUCCUGAAGGUGGGUCGUAAGAACCAGAGCUUUGCCAGCACCCACCUGAACCAGAACUCCAGCCGCAGUCAUAGCAUCUUCUCAAUCCGGAUCCUGCACCUUCAAGGGGAAGGAGAUAUAAUCCCCAAGAUCAGCGAGUUGUCUCUCUGUGACCUGGCUGGGUCAGAGCGCUGCAAAGAUCAGAAGAGUGGUGAAAGGCUCAAGGAAGCUGGAAAUAUUAACACUUCUCUGCAUACUCUGGGCCGCUGUAUUGCUGCUCUGCGCCAAAACCAGCAGAACCGAUCAAAGCAGAACCUGGUUCCCUUCCGAGACAGCAAAUUGACCCGAGUAUUCCAAGGCUUCUUCACUGGCCGAGGCCGUUCCUGCAUGAUUGUCAAUGUGAAUCCCUGUGCAUCUGCUUACGAUGAGACUCUUCAUGUAGCCAAGUUCUCAGCCAUUGCCACCCAGCUUGUACAUGUCCCACCUGUACAACUGGGACUCUCAUCCCUACAUUCGCUCAUCAAGGAACACAGUCUUCAAGCAUCCAGCUUGGACAGAGGGGCUAAGGCAGGCCCAAGGCUUGAUGACGCCAUUGGAGAUGAAGCUGACAUCUCCGUGUAUGGCAAGGAGGAGCUCCUUCAGGUAGUAGAAGCCAUGAAAGCACUGCUUUUGAAAGAAAGACAGGAAAAGCGGCAACUGGAGAUGGAGCUCCGUGAUGAAAUCUGCAAUGAGAUGGUGGAGCAGAUGCGACAGCGAGAACAGUGGUGCAGUGAACAUUUGGACACCCAAAAGGAACUACUGGAGGAAAUGUAUGAAGAAAAAUUAAAGAUUCUCAAGGAGUCACUGACAAGUUUUUACCAAGAAGAGAUUCAAGAGCGGGAUGAAAAGAUUGAAGAGCUAGAAGCUCUCUUGCAGGAGGCCAGACAGCAACCAGUGGCCAAUCUACAAUCAGAGUCUGAACUGUCCCUUCGGCGGUCACAAAGGUUGGCAGCUUCUGCCUCCACCCAGCAGCUGCAGGAGGUUAAAGCUAAACUAGAACAGUGCAAGACAGAGUUAAACUCCACCACAGAAGAAUUACAGAAGUAUCAGAAAAUGUUAGAACCGCCACCUUCUGCCAAGCCCUUCAUCAUUGAUGUGGAGAAGAAGUUAGAGGAGGGUCAGAAGAAUAUAAGAUUGCUGCGGACAGAGCUUCAGAAACUCGGUGAAUCUCUCCAGUCAGCAGAGCGAGCCUGCUGUCACAGCACUGGGGCAGGAAAACUCCGCCAAGCCUUCACCACUUGUGAUGACAUCUUAAUCAAACAGGACCAGACCUUAGCUGAGCUGCAAAAUAACAUGAUGCUAGUCAAACUGGACCUACGGAAGAAGGCAUCCUGCAUUGCUGAGCAGUAUCACACUGUGCUGAAACUCCAAGGCCAGGCUUCUUCUGCUAAAAAACGUUUUGGUGCCAACCAGGAAAACCAGCAGCCAAACCAGCAACCCCCAGGAAAGAAACCAUUCCUUCGAAACCUACUUCCUCGGACACCCACCUGCCAAAGCUCUACAGACUGCAGUCCUUAUGCGCGGAUCUUGCGUUCACGGUGCUCCCCACUACUAAAAUCGGGACCUUUUGGCAAAAAAUAUUAAGGCCAUGAGAAGGAGAGCUUGUUUAUCGCUCUUGGGUGAUUCAGCUGCUCAGCUUAACAGGUCUCUUAAGCUUUACCUUAUACUUGGAACUCUACGCAGAAUGUAAUACUCAGAUACUAGUUGUCUUCCCCAUUUUGUAUUAUAAUCACCUAUGCAAUCUCAUAUUUUUUCACUCACAUGGUUUCUAUGCACACAAAACAAUAUAUAAAAUAAAGAUAUUAUUCAUAUUUUUAUUUGAA
This is a messenger RNA of Ochotona princeps (American pika), 2915 nucleotides long. It is a transcript of the gene KIF20A, whose product is annotated as kinesin family member 20A. The record is from RefSeq and is a predicted model, not a curated record. Lineage: Eukaryota; Metazoa; Chordata; Mammalia; Lagomorpha; Ochotonidae. Gene Ontology annotation, cellular component: spindle microtubule; nucleus. Gene Ontology annotation, biological process: microtubule-based movement; mitotic spindle assembly. Gene Ontology annotation, molecular function: ATP binding; microtubule binding; plus-end-directed microtubule motor activity. The coding region runs from base 4 to 2676 and encodes 890 amino acids. The transcript has 18 exons.